Molecule: messenger RNA, 3182 nt
Organism: Symphalangus syndactylus (siamang)
Lineage: Eukaryota; Metazoa; Chordata; Mammalia; Primates; Hylobatidae
Gene: ABHD1
Product: abhydrolase domain containing 1
Biological process (GO): medium-chain fatty acid catabolic process; medium-chain fatty acid biosynthetic process
Molecular function (GO): monoacylglycerol lipase activity; acetylesterase activity
Source: RefSeq, a predicted model, not a curated record
AUCUGUAUCAAGUGCCUGGUACAGGGCGGGUGGUGAGCAAAUUAUCUACUGUACAAGGACUGUGUGGCAGGGACUGUAUGAGACAAUGCAGAGUGACACUGCAGGAAGUUGCAUGUGUUGCAAUGCUACCACCGAGCAGCUGAAAGCUUUGUGACAGUGUGGGGUGUCACAGUCGGACAGUGACUGGUGAGGGAGGGUCACUGUGAAUGGCUGUAGUGUGUGACAGAGCAGAAUGUCACCGCAGGAGUAGCUGUGUCCUGUGUGUGACUGACUGCGAGCGCCUAAUAGACUCUGGCUAGGCUGCUGGACUCGGGCGUCACCGGGGAAGAGUUUGAGGGAGCUGGAGAUGCCCUGCACCAAGAUGGCAGCUGGGGGAGGCCGCUUGUCUCUGGCUGCACAGCCAGGAACGGCGGAGGGGAAGCAGAAGGCGGGGGAGGGCGGGAAGCCAUUCGCAGGUCACUCGGGUUAGAUCCACGCGAGGCACUAGGCGCAGCCGCCCAGCCCCGCGACCAACUAGCGCGGCCUCUCGCCGCCUAGCCGCGGGCACCGGCGGUGGGCGGGGCCAGCAGCGCAAACGGCCGGCAGCGGGGACCGGACCUGCACAGGCCGCCUAUGACGGGCGGCGGGUGGGCCCGCGAGUCACAGCCGGCCAACCGGGGCCAGCCAGGAGCCUGAGGGUUGGAAGCCCCCAACACAAGAUGCUGAGCUCCUUCCUGAGCCCCCAGAAUGGCACCUGGGCAGACACCUUCUCUCUGCUCUUGGCUCUUGCCAUUGCCCUCUACUUGGGUUACUACUGGGCAUGUGUGCUUCAGAGGCCUCGGCUGGUGGCUGGGCCGCAGUUUCUGGCCUUCCUGGAGCAACACUGUUCCAUCACUACGGAGACUUUCUACCCAACGCUGUGGUGUUUUGAGGGGCGACUACAAAGCAUCUCCCAAGUCCUCCUGCAGUCUCAGCCCCUAGUCCUUUAUCAGAGUGACAUUCUCCAAACACCAGAUGGAGGCCAGCUCCUGCUAGACUGGGCCAAGCAGCCUGACAGCAGCCAAGACCCUGAUCCUACUACGCAGCCCAUCGUGCUGCUGCUUCCUGGCAUCACCGGCAGUAGCCAGGAGACAUACGUCUUGCACCUAGUUAACCAAGCUCUGAGGAAUGGCUACCAAGCUGUCGUGUUUAACAACCGGGGCUGCCGUGGGGAGGAACUGCGGACACACAGGGCUUUUUGUGCCAGCAAUACUGAAGAUCUAGAGACAGUCGUGAACCACAUAAAGCACCGCUAUCCCCAAGCUCCACUGCUGGCCGUGGGCAUCUCUUUUGGAGGGAUACUGGUGCUGAAUCAUCUGGCACAGACCGGGCAGGCUGCAGGGCUGGUGGCAACACUGACUCUGUCUGCAUGCUGGGAUUCCUUUGAGACCACUCGCUCCCUGGAAACCCCACUCAACUCACUGCUCUUCAAUCAGCCCCUCACUGCUGGGCUCUGCCAACUUGUGGAACGCCAAACUCUUAUGUACUCUUGCAAAAACAGAAAGGUGAUUGAAAAGGUGGUGGACAUAGACUUUGUGCUACAGGCCCACACUAUCCGCCAGUUUGAUGAGCGCUACACAUCUGUGGCCUUUGGCUAUCAAGACUGUGUUACCUACUAUAAAGCAGCAAGCCCUAGAACCAAGGUAGAUGCCAUCCGGAUCCCUGUGCCCUGUCUCAAUGCAACAGAUGACCCCUUCUCCCCCGUCUGUGCCCUUCCCAUACAGGCCGCCCAACACUCCCCCUACGCUGCGCUGCUCAUCACAGCCUGGGGUGGCCACAUCAGCUUCCUGGAAGGGCUGCUCCCAUGGCAGCACUGCUACAUGAGCCGCCUCUCGCAUCAGUAGGCCAAAGCCAUCUUCCAGCACCCAGAGGGGCUGCCUGACCUCAGGGCUCUCUCACCUUCUGAGGACAGAAAUAGCUGACAAGAGUACCAUUUGAGGUCUCAGUUCACUCUUUCCUUGUUUAUUAAAUAUCAACUUUUCCUGCCUAAUGGGCUGAGGUUCAUUUUCCCAUUCCUCAAGGUUAGGGUAGACUACCUAGGAACUUAUUGCAUCUUUAGGCUGGCUGGCUUAGUGCUACCCAUCUGAACCCCCAGAUUACUACCCAAGUCUUCCUUUUGCCCCUUCCUGCCCUAACAGCAAGUACCAGGCCAUUCCCUUCCCCAGCAAAUGCCAGGGGCUUCAUGUGAAGAGGAACUGGCCACAGGGCUGAGGGAAGGAGAAACUGUUUCUGCAGGAAGGACAGCAGUGCCUCCAGGCUCUUGGGCAUCUUCACAUGUUUCUAGAGAAAGGACAAGCUCAACUCCAAGCCUUUUCACUAGAAGGGCAGGCAGUGCCCAUUCAUCUUGUCAGAGGCAACCUCAGCUGUGGACCCAAAUGGAGUGAGCAAAGGGAGUUCAGGCCUCCACUCUGCUCUAGAGAUGGCAGUGACCAGGCUCCUGAUUCCCAGGAAGGAGGGAAGCUAAAGGAAACCUGGAAAGGCACUCUGGAGCAGCAGGAUGGUCACAACAAUAAGCCCAACACACAGCAGGAGCAGGAGCCACACAGGAACACUCUCUGCAGGAGGGAAAGGGAGGAGGUCAGCAGGCAAAGCGGCUUCCCAGCCUGAAAACCAGAACCCUUCAAAGGGGGAGUGGCACAAAGAGCCCAGCCUCCAGGGGGGCACGUUUCUGGUCCAGUUAAAGGUGGGGUGGUGCCUGCCUGCCCCGCCCCAAUGACUCACGCCGUGAGGGCAACAGAUGCAGCUGGCAACGACUGUCCACAGCCACAGAGAACAGGGCAGUUUCAUGGGACCCAAGGAGCUCUGGACCACGACCCUUCUCAGGUAGAAAGGCCACAUCCGUCACCACAAUGCCAUGGGCCUCCCUCACGUAGUAGAGGCACUGCGGGCAGAAGGAAAACCAGUGAAGAACGGCCUAGCUGGGAACUCUCUUUCUGGAAAGCAUGUUCCCCGCCCCCAGGUUUUCCCUCAAUAGAACGGGCCAGACUCCUUCCUGCAAACUCGGUAGAGAGAGGCCUACAGUCCACCCACAGGGCCAUGCCAACCUCCACCCAUUACCUGGAGAGAGAAAGCUAUGUAGAUGGCAACAGAGCCAGUGACUGUGCCCAGGCCUAGGAAGGUGCCGGACUCACUGCAACAAACAAUAAAGUGUUCGUUGUCCUGGA